ACGGUCCCUCUCCCCUUAGGCCCUCUCAUUGGAGCUGAUCGCGAGCUUGUGGGCGGGAAGUGCGGGAGCAGGAUGAAGCUCGGGCCCUCUGAUUGGAGGAGAUUGGGGCUUUUGUCCGCCUUUUACGGCCGCGACUGACAGGGGGCGCCUGGAGCACUGAUUUUUUUUUUUUUUUUUUUUUUUUUUAGCGCUCGAGAGGAGCGCGCGUUGGCGGAGCCGCGGUGAACACUGCUCGUGCCCGCGCCUGGCCGUCUGCCCGGAGCAACGCUGGGCGGUGCUCGUGCCCGCCUGCCCGCCGCCUGCGGCUCGCGCCCGGGAGCGCCGCGGGUCCCAGGAGCCGGCCGCAUCCUUUGUGCGGCUCUCGGUUUGCGCCGCGGUGCUGCUGGACGGAAUGUGGGUUCUGCGAGGGCUUUUCUCUUCUGCCCAAGCUCUUGAAACGAUGGAGUGAGUGGGGCGAGCGGGGAAGCGAGCUGCCUGAGGGAAUCAUGACUUCUGCCGCGGAAAUUAAGAAGCCACCAGUGGCCCCCAAACCAAAGUUUAUGGUGGCAAAUAAUAAGCCAGCUCCACCUCCUGUGGCACCUAAACCUGAUAUUGUGAUUUCCAGUGUUACACAGUCAGCAAAGAAAACCAAACCGGCAAUAGCUCCGAAACCAAAAGUUGUGAAGGCCUCACCUGUUCAAGACACCAGGCAGUCACCCUCGAGGAAAAUCAUCCUGAACCUGGAAGAGCAUAAGCCGGAAUCACCUGACAGCUCUGACAACUCUAACUGCAAAAACGCAGGGCAUCAGAGCAGUGAUUGUAUUUUACCAGUGUGUUCCCGCCGUUCUGAGUGUAACCAUAAGCUUGGGAAUAGAGAGAAUUUGUAUGUCAAGCAGCUUGUCCUAGGGCCCCUGGAAAUACAUGAAAAUUUAGAAAAUAACAAAAUUGGCAAGUCCUCUUCAGCUGUAAAAAUUCAGAGUAAAUGUGAUUCUAAUGGUGAAAAGGUCAAGAACCAGAGUGAAGUAGUUUUAAAGGCAAGUAUCCUGGAAGAGAAGCUCAAAGAUGUUUUAACACAACAAACAUCACCUUCUAUUUUCCCACAGAAACACAGAUCAACAGACAACCCAGAAAGGAAUGAUGACUGUAAUUCCAAAAGACAAUUCAGAAUUGAAUUUGCAGAUUUGUCAUCCUCCCUGUCCAGCUUUGGAAAAGUUCCUGAUCAUCACCAUUGCUACCUACAGCUUCCUAGUGAUGAAUUUCAAAGUUUUGAAACUAGUCGGGAUGACAGUGAAAAAUGCCAUACUUGCUUUCAUUCAUCGGAACAAGAAGCUCUAGACAGUGGUAAAAGAAGUGCUUUUUUAUCUUCAGAUGGAGAUAGUAAGAAAUCAGCAGUCAAAGACUUUGGUCCCUUAGAAAUUCACUUAGUGCCGUAUACUUCCAAAUUUCCAACUCCCAAGCCCAGAAAGACACGAGCUGCACGUCUGUUGCGCCAGAGGCAUAUAGAUACUCCUAGUGAGGCUACCGAAGAACCGGAGAAUGGAGACGGUAGCUCUUGUCUUUUCGAAGAUAGUUUGAAAAAUAAUGAAAUUAGUGUUUGUCAUCAGAAUAUCUUAUGUAACCAGGAACAGACAGACAAAGUGAGGCCAGGAAAUGAAAGUGAAUUGAAUGUGGACUCCAUCGGGGACAGACACAACUUAGUCAAUUCACAGAAAGCCUUGUGUCCUGAAACAUCUUCCUUUGAAAAAAUGGCACCUCCUUUAGAGACAGACUCUGAUUUGAGUUCUGACAAGACAGUAGAUGGUUCUCGUAUGUCACUUGCUGUGGACGAAGGAAACAAUUUCAUAAGAUGCAGCACUCUAUCUAUGAGCUUGCCUAAGCAGCUCAAAUUAACUUGCAGUGAACAUAUGCCUACUGCCUGUAACCAGGGAGUGUCUGCCCCUCAAAUGCAAAAGGAGUCUAUGAUAAAAGGCGAAAGUUCCUCAAAAACUGUCCCCAAAAAACCUCAGAGACACAGUUUGCCUGCUGCAGGAGUGCUUAAGAAGGCUGCCUCAGAGGAGCUUGUGGAGAAAAGUUCUUAUCCCUCAAAUGAAGAAAAACAUUCAGAGAAGGGUCUAGAAAGAAAUCACCUUCAACAUUUAUGUGCCCCAAACCAUGGUGUAUCACCGUCUUUUGAUGUGCCUAAACGGACUUCAGAGAAGCCAGUGUGGAAGUUACCUCAUCCCAUUAUACCCUUCUCAGGGAACCCAGAGUCCUUAAAGUCUGUCAGCAUAUCCUCAAACAGUGAGCCUUCCACUGCCCUCACCAAGCCUAGAGCAAAAUCGUUAUCUGCUGUGGAUAUGGAAAGGUGCACGAAGCCUUGCAAAGACUCUCAAAAGAAAAGCUCUUUAAAGAAGUUGCUCAACAUGAAGCUGUCCAUCUGUUUCAUGAAGAGUGACUUCCAGAAAUUUUGGUCCAAGAGUAGCCAACUCGGAGACACAACCUCAGGCACCCUCUCGAGUGGGGAGCGAAAAGGGACUGAAAGUGAUUGGCAUGGCUUGUUGGUAGGAGAAGAGAAGAGAAAUAAACCCAUCAAGGCAUACUCCGCAGACAACUAUAGCCUGGAAUCCCAAAAGAAGAGGAAAAAGUCUCGGGGCCAGACCAGUGCAGCUAAUGGACCAAGAGCUGAGUCUUUGGAUGACCAGAUGCUCUCCAGAGAGUCAUCAUCUCAGGCCCCUUGCAAAUCUGUUACAAGUGGCUGUGCACCUGAAUAUGAAAAUAUACGCCAUUAUGAGGAAAUACCAGAGUAUGAAAACUUGCCAUUUAUUAUGGCUGUAGGGAAAACGUCAGAGAAUUCCAGCAGUGUGGAGGACACUGAUGCAAAUGUGUAUGAGGUAGAAGAGCCAUAUGAAGCUCCAGAUAGCCAGCUGCAACUUGGACCCAGGCAUCAACAUUCCAGCAGUACUGGAGCAUCCCAGGAGGGACCCAAUGACCUGGACCUUGGUCUUGGUGACCUUCCUUCAGAUGAGGAGGAAGUCAUCAACAGUUCUGAUGAAGAUGAUGUCAGCUCUGGUUCUAGUAAAGGGGAGCCUGACCUGCUGGAAGAUAAACAGGAUGAAGAUACUGGAAUGAAAAGUAAAGUCCAUCAUAUUGCCAAGGAGAUCAUGAGCUCAGAGAAAGUGUUUGUGGAUGUGUUAAAGCUUCUGCAUAUUGAUUUCCGGGAUGCAGUAGCACAUGCUUCCAGGCAACUUGGGAAACCAGUGAUUGAGGACCGGAUCCUAAAUCAAAUCCUGUACUACUUGCCUCAGCUGUAUGAGCUCAAUCGGGAUCUCCUGAAGGAACUGGAGGAAAGAAUGUUAAACUGGACUGAACAACAAAGAAUUGCUGAUAUCUUUGUAAAGAAGGGACCGUAUCUAAAAAUGUAUUCCACAUACAUCAAAGAAUUUGAUAAGAAUAUAGCUUUGCUGGAUGAGCAGUGCAAGAAAAACCCAGGUUUUUCUGCUGUUGUUAGAGAAUUUGAGAUGAGCCCCCGCUGUGCUAACCUGGCCCUCAAGCACUACCUGCUCAAACCGGUUCAGAGGAUCCCCCAGUACAGGCUGCUGCUAACAGAUUAUUUGAAAAAUCUCUUAGAAGACUCUGGAGAUUACAGAGACACUCAAGAUGCCCUUGCUGUGGUUAUAGAGGUAGCCAACCACGCCAAUGACACCAUGAAGCAAGGAGACAACUUUCAGAAACUUAUGCAAAUUCAGUACAGCUUAAAUGGACACCAUGAAAUAGUUCAGCCUGGACGGGUUUUUCUCAAAGAGGGAACUCUGAUGAAACUAUCUCGGAAAGUCAUGCAGCCCCGGAUGUUUUUCCUGUUUAAUGAUGCCCUGUUGUAUACAACACCAGUACAGUCUGGGAUGUAUAAACUGAACAACAUGCUCUCAUUGGCUGGAAUGAAGGUUGGAAAACCCACCCAAGAAGCAUAUCAGAAUGAACUGAAGAUUGAAAGUGUAGAACGUUCCUUCAUCCUCUCAGCCAGUUCUGCCCCAGAAAGGGAUGAAUGGCUAGAAGCGAUUUCCAGGUCAAUAGGAGAGUAUGCCAAGAAAAGAAUCACAUUCUGCCCUAGUAGGAGUCUCGAUGAGGCAGACUCAGAAAAUAAAGACGAAGUUAGUCCUCUUGGGUCCAAGGCUCCCAUCUGGAUUCCUGAUACUAGAGCCACAAUGUGUAUGAUCUGCACAAGUGAAUUCACUCUGACCUGGAGACGACACCACUGCCGGGCCUGCGGAAAGAUUGUAUGUCAAGCUUGCUCAUCAAAUAAGUAUGGCUUAGAUUACCUGAAAAAUCAACCAGCAAGAGUAUGUGAACAUUGUUUCCAAGAACUGCAGAAAUUAGACCACCAGCACUCUCCUAAGACUGGAUCUCCCGGAAAUCACAAAUCUCCUUCAAGUGCCUUAUCAUCAGUCUUACAUAGUAUUCCAUCAGGGAGGAAACAGAAAAAAAUCCCAGCUGCUCUCAAAGAAGUAUCAGCAAACACAGAAGAUUCUUCUAUGAGUGGCUACUUGUACAGAUCAAAGGGCAAUAAAAAACCCUGGAAACACUUGUGGUUUGUCAUAAAAAAUAAAGUGCUAUAUACAUAUGCUGCAAGUGAGGACGUGGCAGCAUUGGAGAGUCAACCUUUACUAGGAUUCACUGUCACUCAAGUCAAAGAUGAGAAUUCAGAGUCUAGAGUGUUUCAGCUACUGCACAAAAACAUGUUAUUUUACGUAUUCAAAGCAGAUGAUGCUCACUCAGCUCAAAAGUGGAUAGAAGCAUUUCAAGAAGGCACAAUAUUGUAGCUAUAUUGGUCUCAUCUCUUGUAUGAUUCCAGAAGGGUGAAAUUUCAUCAGAAUAGAGUAAAUGCAGUGCAAAAGUUUUAUAAAUGAACAGUGCCAAGAUAAAUCCAACCAAAAUCUUCAUCAAAGAAAUUAUUUUGUUAGGUAUAAGGUAUUUUUUUAAAUGUCUGUUUUUCAUAUAUGUUAUUUAUUAAACUUUUGAUGUUUACUUAAAUGGUCAGAAUUAUUUCUGAGAGUGACACUGAAUUCUAAAGUACCUUUACUUUAGAAAACAGAAAACUUAUCUUAAUACUGUAUACUGUAUUAACUAUUUGUGACACAGUCUGUUCUGUUUUCUCAGUGUGUUUUACAGUGUUAAAUUGUAAUAUUCUCACUAGUGGUAAAUAUAAAACACACAUCAAGGAGCAAACUUCCAUGCAGUGUUUGGUUUAGAAAUUAUGAUUAUAAAACUGCUGAUAAAAAAUGCAUGUCUUUGAAUCAGUCAAUUUAGAUGAAGUUUUGUAUCUUUUA
Vicugna pacos (alpaca) is the source of this 5282-nucleotide messenger RNA. RefSeq names its product FYVE, RhoGEF and PH domain containing 6 (gene FGD6). Gene Ontology annotation, molecular function: metal ion binding; guanyl-nucleotide exchange factor activity. Lineage: Eukaryota; Metazoa; Chordata; Mammalia; Artiodactyla; Camelidae. The record is from RefSeq and is a predicted model, not a curated record. Gene Ontology annotation, cellular component: cytoplasm.